CUCGGACGUGGGUGCAGCGCGCAGGCGUGACCGUUCCAGUGGGCUGUCCUUUGGAAAUAGAGUUGUGUAGAAAGUUUUAGAGUUACAGCAGGAUUCAAAGGCGGUGGAGGAUUGUUGCUUGCGCAACAGAAACAGAUGUCUUCUGAAACUCAGGAGCUGUCCAGAACAUUGACAAAUUGUGGCUUCUGUCCACGGGGAGGUCCCGAUGCUUUAGCUGUCUGCACCCUGAAGCAAAUCUUCAUCUGUCUUCCAUUGAAGCUCUUGAGACCUUUGGAAUGAAACACGACCCCUUACAAUUCCUUCUCAGGAUUCCUGACUCUACCAUAGACCUUUGAUUCUCUCUUCCAACUGAACACAGGAGGGGUGUGCCAAACCCCCAUUACAUCCCACCCUGUACAAGAAUCAAAUGAGGGACGACAGCACGAGACCCAAGAGAUGGGCCAGAUUAAGUAGCCUCACCUGAGGCCUGCUUCACACUAGAAACUGAGUACAAACAGGAGAGAGAAGUGAAAAUAUUUUAUUCCCUAACAGUCACAAGAUUUUCGUAUAAUCGAGCUGAUCUGAGGAAGACUACAUUGGGUGUUUUUUUUUUAAAGUAGGAAGUAUAUUUUGAAAUGAUUGCAUUCUUCUUGCUCGAGAUUCUUUCUGAGAAAGUGUGAAACUAAUUUUAAAAAGCACAGCAUUCCUUAGUACAAAUUAUUGGAAGAGCUUCUUUACCCCGCAAACAAAUCUGGUGCAAAAAUACAGAAGUUGGAAGUUGGAUUUGAGUUCCAGUCAAUUCCAGUCUUAUGGUAGAAUGAAGUGGUGCUGAUGAUCUUGGCUUUGUACGUCGGGUAACUGAUUUGUAGAGCUGUGUUGUUUAAGGUCAGGAGAUAAAGAGGAAGAACGAUGAGUUUGGCAAAGUUGCCCGUCUUCAAGAACCUGGUACCUGGUUCCCACAGCAAGCGGAGGCUCAAGCCGGACCUGACCACGGACAUGAUCAGCCCCCCGCUGGGAGACUUCCGACACACCAUGCAUGUGGGGCGAGGUGGUGAUGUCUUCGGCGACACCUCCUUCCUCAGCGAUCAUGGCGGCGAGAAGGCCCGCGAGGGCGCCAAGUCCAACCCCCUGAUGCGAGCACUGAGGAAUGUCAGGAAGUCCCCGAUGAGGAACAGCAACCGGGAAGUGUCUCCGCCCCCAGUGGUGUCUCCCAUUAUUAAAAACGCAGUCUCCCUGCCUCAUCUGUUGGAGACCAAGAAUGGGUCAGUGGAACGACUCAACUUCAAAACCGUGAUGUCAAGUCCAGGAGUAAUAGACGGAUCAUACGGACUGGAGUCAGGAUUCUGCACCCUUCCCAGAUGGUCCAGGCUGGAGAAACCCAAGGAUACGUCAUCCAAGGUGGAGCCAGCAAAGCCUCUGGAGGAGCUGGAUGUGGUGGACUUGGAGUUGCCUCGCACGGACUCCCUGCUGUCCUUCAGCCUGGAUCUGGGGCCUUCACUGAUGAGCGAGGUGCUGGCUGUCAUGGGGCCCGAAGGCCAGGUGGAGAAUGAAUCCCCACACAUCCCGGAGAACGGGGCAAGACUAGUGAAGUUCCACCUGGAUGGACCUCUUGACCAGCGGAAUGGCACAGGCCACCACAGCAACUGCGCCGAUUCGCUUGGAGACGACGGGCAGGCCUUUGGCAGAGGGCCUUCGCCCAGUGGGUCACAGAGGUGGUAUGAGCAAGUGACCAGGCAGGAUGAGCUGGAGGGUGUCAAGAUGGGGAAACUGCCCCCACGGCACUUCGAGGGCCUGAACGGCAAGGGAGGCAACGCCAGCGAGGCAUGGGAUGCCCCCCUUUCUCCCAGCAAGACUACCCAUGCUCAAGAUGGUAGCCCACUGCUGGGUCGCUGGUCUGUCUCCACUGCUUGGCAUCCUGAUGAUGAGGGUGCCCCCAGCACACGGGCAAGCUGGAGGCUAUCGAGGCCACGAGUCCCUGCAGAUGGAGAGGAGGCCGAGCCCGGGCACUGCCAGCAUCGGUGGGAGAACCAGCUGCUCCCCGCUGAGGGUGCAGGCUUCAAUCCCCUGAAGGCUGAGGCCUUCGCCUUCGCCGACGAGGAUGAGGAAAUCCGGGUAUAGUCCAGGACGACGGAAACCUCAGAUUCUCCACUCAUUGAUUACCAGAUCUUGUCUUCAAGGAAAAUCCACCAAAAGAAAACUGAGGGUGCUGGAAAUCUGAAAUAAAAAAGAGACAGGAAGCAUUCAGUAGGUCGACAAGCACCUGUGGAGAAAGAAACAGCUAACAUUUUGGGUUCAGCGCCCUUCAACAAAACUGGUGUUUUUCUAGGGUUAUCUUAAAGGAUUUUUUUUUAAUUACUGCCUUUAUUGGUAAUACAUUGAAGCCACUUUAAGAUCAUUUCCCAAAGAGAUGAACAAGGCAGGAAUGCUUUCUGUGGUAAGUGUGUCACCAAAGAACGUGCUUCCAGUUCUUGGUCUCAGUGGAGUUGGUUGAACUUGGCUGUUGUCUGAGGUCAUUCAUGGUGUCUCGGGCUCAGGAAGGGGAACAGGUGGGUGUUACUCUUGGUAGCCUUCAUAACAUUGGUGGGCAGGUGGGUGUGGGGGGGAUAAGAGGGCAGAGUUGAGCCCUCCCAUGGUCACAUGAAAACCUCCUGUAUCCAGAAACUUUGGAUUUAAAGAUUAAGUAUUAAAGAAUAACUUUAUUUGUUACAUGUACAUCGAAACACACAGUGGCAUGUGUUGUUUGCAUCAAUGAUCAAUGCGGGCCUGGAUACGUGCUGCGGGCAGCCCACAAAUGUCGCCACACUUCCGGCUCCAACAGAGCAUGCCCACAAUUUACUAACACCAACCCGUACGUCUCUGGAAUCUGGGAGGAAACCGGAGCACCCGGAGGAAACCCACGCAGUUACAGGGAGAACGUACAAACUCCUUACAGAGAGCGACAGGAAUUGAACCCCGAUCGCUGACGCUGUAAAUCGUUACGCUUACCACUGCACUGAGGUGCCUCCCAGCCCCAGAUGUGACCUGAUUUCCCGGGUUCCAGUGAACUUCUGAAGUCUGUAGGCCAAAGGCCUGUUCACUGACUCUUAACAAAAAUAAAUUUACAAAAAGAUGGAAGUGGGAACUCGGAAAUUAAAACAAACUGCUGGUAAAGCUCAGCAGGCUGGGCGGUGUCUGUGGGGGGGGGUGGGAUGG
Mobula hypostoma (lesser devil ray) is the source of this 3171-nucleotide messenger RNA. Its product is annotated as cdc42 effector protein 1-like. Gene Ontology annotation, molecular function: small GTPase binding. Gene Ontology annotation, cellular component: cytoplasm; membrane. The transcript is spliced from 3 exons. Lineage: Eukaryota; Metazoa; Chordata; Chondrichthyes; Myliobatiformes; Myliobatidae. Gene Ontology annotation, biological process: positive regulation of pseudopodium assembly; regulation of cell shape; positive regulation of actin filament polymerization. The record is from RefSeq and is a predicted model, not a curated record. The coding region runs from base 889 to 2097 and encodes 402 amino acids.